Spodoptera exigua (beet armyworm) is the source of this 2151-nucleotide messenger RNA. The record is from the annotation of a GenBank genome assembly. NCBI's taxonomy places the organism in Eukaryota, Metazoa, Arthropoda, Insecta, Lepidoptera, Noctuidae.
AUGACUUCAUCAGCGCCUACAGCACGAUCACACAGUGUAGUGACGAACAAUAUAGUGCCAACGAAAGUCGAUAUGGGGUUCUCAAGGGUACCGACCUCACCCACACCUACAGUAGCUGUGGAGAUCAGAUCUUCGUCUCCAUUGCGUCAGCCCAGAGUCAAGAGUUAUCAUAUGGGAUGGGCUCAGGUUGUAGAAGAGCUAUCAUGGAAAUUAAAUGGAAUGGAGACGUCCGGAGGGUCGGAGAGUUCCGGUGGAGAGGAUGCGGAUGCGCGGCAGGCACGUCGAGGUCACGUGCUGGCUGAACUGCUGCAAACUGAAAGGGUCUACGUUCAAGAACUCGGCUCCAUACUCACUGCUCAGUACGUCGAUCCAGUGCACUGGAUGCACCGCACGCAACCGACUGCGUCAGCCUCUCGAGCGGAACGCAAUGCAUGCUACUCAUUCGCCAGCUGCACGCCAGUGCAAGCUCUCGGUCGCUUGUUACACUUCGCCACCCUCUGCACCAUGAAAUAUGGAAAAUACGACCUCCAUAAAUCUUCCGCGAAUCUAAGCGUCGGAACUUCCUACUCGUGGUACUACAGAAAAAAUGAGAACCCUCCUACACGGAAGAAGAAACGAUUGCAUAGAGCUGCAUCUGACUCCACUCUGUUCAGUGAUUACGCUAACCAAAUAUCUUUAUUUGAAAGAGGGAAGCUUCGAAACAAAACGUGCAGGAAAUCUGUGAGUGAUGUGGGAAAAAGUGGUCGUGUUAAAUAUAACCCGCGCAACAUUAAACCAGUCCAUAUGGAACCGUUCACUGGAAACUUCUUUUACGGUAAGACACUACCUGGUUAUGAGAACACUUCAAAAAGUGAGGAAAAAAUAACUUACUUACCGGAUUCGGACGCGGUCACUGCUUCAGAGGACACCACUGGCGAAUCGCUCACGACCACAGCGCCUACAGUGCUUGAUGUUCCGGAAUUAGGUUACAAAGACGAAAUUGAAAAACCAGAAAACCAGCAUUUGUUGCCAUCCGCGCUAGUUGGACAAGCCGAUGUAUUGUUUGGGAACUUGCACGAAUUGUUCACUUUCCACCAAGACAUCUUCCUAAAGGAUCUAGAAAAGUCUAUAUCGGCAACAGAAUUCGUUGCCCUGUGUUUUGUUGAAAAGAGGGACACAUUCUUCCGGCUGUACAGCUACUACUGCCAGAACAUCCCUCGGUCGGAGCGGUUACGGGAGACACUAGUAGACACGCACCUAUUCCUGCAGGCGUGCCAGCUGCGCCUCGGACACAAGCUUCCACUCGCCGCCUAUCUUCUCAAGCCUGUACAGAGGAUCACCAAGUACCAGUUGCUACUUAAGGAUUUACUUAGGUACAGUGAAUGUGGAUCAAUGACGACGGGGCUCCAAUCAGCACUAGACUGUAUGCUGGUUGUACUCAAAUGUGUCAAUGAUUCCAUGCAUCAAAUUGCCAUCACCGGCGUUCCUCUGGAUUUAAGUCAGCAAGGAGAGUUGCUGAUGCAGGGUUCAUUCCUUGUAGUAUCGGAAAACAAACGCGACCUUCGCCUGCGGAUACGCCCGCGACGGCGACACAUCUUCCUUUACGAGAAGGCCAUGCUCUUCUGCAAACCUGCCACCAAGAACAGCCACAAUAAGGCCACCUACCACUUCAAACACGAUUUGCAGAUGUCGCAGAUCGGGCUGACGGAGUCAGUGAAGGGCGACGUGCGCAAGUUCGAGGUGUGGCGGCAGGGCCGCGCCGAGGUGCACACGCUGACGGCCGGCAGCGCCGACGUCAAGCGCGCCUGGGUCGAGCGCAUCAAGCGCGUCUUGCUCGACCAGCUGCACGAGCUCAAGGGCGAGCGCGUGCGCCAGUACAGCGCGCAGCACAGAACACUAAUUCAAACGAGCUCAUGGGACCUGGGUCCGCCCAGUAACCAGCCAGCAAAGCCGAGCGCCGUAGUGCCGAGUGCGACGCGCACUGCGUCGUGCGACACCCACGACGAGCCGUGCUGGUCCACGGACCCCUCCGACGACGAUGAUGACGAGCCCGAACACCCGCCGGUGACGGAGGCCGUCGGUCUCAACGGUACCAUCCACCGAAUGGUACAGUUCUUUUCAGUGGCCGGCUCCGCACAAGCCACAUCCACGUUUUACGUGUCACAGUACUGA